Molecule: messenger RNA, 1521 nt
Organism: Brugia malayi
Lineage: Eukaryota; Metazoa; Nematoda; Chromadorea; Rhabditida; Onchocercidae
Exons: 11
Coding region: 1-1521 (506 amino acids)
Biological process (GO): regulation of membrane potential; chemical synaptic transmission; signal transduction
Cellular component (GO): synapse; neuron projection; membrane
Molecular function (GO): neurotransmitter receptor activity; transmembrane signaling receptor activity; chloride channel activity
Source: RefSeq, a predicted model, not a curated record
AUGAAUUUCUGUGUCACUCUCUUGGCACUGACGCAUCAUUGUAUUACGUGUAUAAAUGCGCACUACCUCACGGAACACGAAUAUGAGCAGGUCAUGAUAAAAGUUCGCCAAAAACGUGAAGAAGUAACGGCACGAUCGCAAGGAGUUAACAGUAUAGAAAUACCAUCGAAAUUACUAAGACUAUCAAAGACACAUCAAUUGAAACAAGUGACAGAACAGCACUGCGAAACAAAUAAUAACGAUAAAUUGGCUAAAUCGGUAUUGGAACAUCUGAUGCUUUCGUAUGAUCGUAAAACGGUACCAAUGGCGGAUGGUGUUAAUGUGAAGGUUGAUCUAAUGGUUCAGGCUAUUUCUAGUAUAUCCGAAAUGACUGCUAGUUUUACUGCAGAUGUGUUUUUUAGCCAAAUUUGGCUUGAUCCUGGACUGGCAUUCGAAAAUGUCACCAGAUGCUUGGCUAAUUUAACGCUCAGCUACCGUACCAUUGAUGAUAUUUGGUUGCCAAACGUAUGUUUUCAGAAUAGUAAAUCUACCUCAAUACAUAGUAGUCCAACCCCAAAUAUAUUUCUUAUGAUUUAUCCUAAUGGUACAAUUUGGGCCAAUUAUCGGGUGAAGGUAGAAGCACCAUGUGAGUUGGAUAUGUCAUCAUUCCCGAUGGAUGUACAGCGAUGUACUAUGACCUUCGAAUCUUAUUCCUUUAAUGUUGAUCGUGUACGACUGGACUGGUUCGAAACAGCUGUUAUUCUAGAUUUGCAGGGGAAAUUACCAGAUUUUGAACUAACACGCUAUACAUGGCAGAAACAACAAUUUUAUUAUCCUGCAGGACAGUGGGAUCAACUGAAAGCAACUUUUUACUUUCGUAGAACUUACGGUUAUUACAUUUUGCAGCUAUACAUGCCUACGUAUGCAUCUGUUUUCAUUAGCUGGAUAGCAUUCUGGCUGGAUCCAAAGUGUUUGCCAGGUCGAAUAACCCUCGGUGUAUCUUCACUGAUGGCGCUUACAUUUCAGUAUGGCAAUGUGGCUCGAAGUUUACCUAAGGUUUCCUAUGUGAAGGCAGUGGAUGUUUGGAUAUUUGCAUCCAUGGGUUUUAUAUUUUUUUCACUGGUUGAAUUAGCCAUUGCUGGACAUGUAGAUAAAAUGGCGAACGAUGGCAAAGACGAAACGUUUGACAAGGUCGAGAAAAGAAAAAGCUGUAUCAAAUGCAACUGUCAAACAAAAGCCCGAAAAAGACAUAAGGUAUCAUCGGAAGCAUACAAAGUAAGAAUGAAUGCAAGCGAAGUUCAUAAGCUGGAGAAGCUUUGCUAUCGCGAUUUGUUGAGUGAUAAGAAUAAAUCAAAGUUUAAAUGGACGGCUGAAAAGAUAGAUAAACUUUGUCAGUUCAUUUUUCCUCUAUCAUUCAUAUGUUUUAAUUGCUUUUACUGGAUAUAUUACACCACGGAAUCAUCGAAACAAAUGGAAAGAUUGUUGGAUGAUGCCAAUUUCACUGGCGGAUCUUUUCUACUAACCAAACGAAACAUCGGAUGA